Pan troglodytes (chimpanzee) is the source of this 3266-nucleotide messenger RNA. RefSeq names its product poly(A) binding protein cytoplasmic 4 (gene PABPC4). The transcript is spliced from 16 exons. Lineage: Eukaryota; Metazoa; Chordata; Mammalia; Primates; Hominidae. Bases 964 to 2946 code for a protein of 660 amino acids. The record is from RefSeq and is a predicted model, not a curated record. Gene Ontology annotation, molecular function: RNA binding.
GCCUCGGGCCCCCGGGCCGAGUGGGCGGGCACGACUGCGCCCAGGUCGCGAGGCGCCCUUCGACCAGCAGCGCCCGGGGCGGGCGGGUAUAAAUGGAGCGGUGGCUCCCUCGGCCGCCUCUCUCCGCCCCGGGUCGCUGCCGCCUCCGCCGCUUUCGGGCUUCGCAGCCUGAGGAAAAAAAGAGAAAAAGAUAAAAAAAAUCUGAAAACGCUUCAAAAUCCUGAAAAAAAAAAGGAAAAGAAAAAACGAAUCCUCGGAGAACCCGCGGGGAAGUCACUUUCGUACGCUUCCGGCCUGCCCCGCGCCCGCCGCCGCAGCGCUUGGCGUCCGUCGGUCUGCGUCCGUCGGUCUCCGUCCGUCGGUCCGGGGGUGAGCCGCCCGCCCGGCCCGCCGUGCCCUCCCCCCGCUCGGGCCCCGAGCCCCGCGCCCGCCCCGGCGCACCACGUGUCCGUGCUGCCCUUCGCCGCCCGCCCGGGGCUCGCUGAGUCGGCGCCCACAAAGAUUUGGUUUCCCUCUGCCCCGGCGGUUGUAAUCUUAAACCGCCGGAGCCCGAGGCCUAUAUUUAUAGAGAAACGCGUGUCCCCGAGGCCGCCGUGGGCAGCGUCCGGUCGCCUCUUAAAGGAUUUUUACCCUUCGGAAGGGGAUUCCCCGUUUAAUUUUUUUCCUACUUUGAUUUUUUGAAAUUUGGAGCUUCGCACCAGGACCGCGGAGAAGUGCAAAGUCGCGGGGAGGGCCGUAUUGUGCGGAGAGCCUUUUGUCUGCGGUGCUGCGGCCGUGGGAGCCGGCCCCCGCCUCCCGUUUCCGUCCCGUCUCCGAGCCCGCCGACUCCAGCUCGUCCUCGCCGCGCCGGUGCCACCUGUGAGCCGCGGCGCGGGCCCGGGCUCCGAGGGCGCCCCUUUUGUCCUGCGGCGGGCCCGAUAAGAAGUCCUCCUGGCGGGGCUCGGGGUGGUGGGGGGCGGGGAGAUGAACGCUGCGGCCAGCAGCUACCCCAUGGCCUCCCUAUACGUGGGCGACCUGCAUUCGGACGUCACCGAGGCCAUGCUGUACGAAAAGUUCAGCCCCGCGGGGCCUGUGCUGUCCAUCCGGGUCUGCCGCGAUAUGAUCACCCGCCGCUCCCUGGGCUAUGCCUACGUCAACUUCCAGCAGCCGGCCGACGCUGAGCGGGCUUUGGACACCAUGAACUUUGAUGUGAUUAAGGGAAAGCCAAUCCGCAUCAUGUGGUCUCAGAGGGAUCCCUCUUUGAGAAAAUCUGGUGUGGGAAACGUCUUCAUCAAGAACCUGGACAAAUCUAUAGAUAACAAGGCACUUUAUGAUACUUUUUCUGCUUUUGGAAACAUACUGUCCUGCAAGGUGGUGUGUGAUGAGAACGGCUCUAAGGGUUAUGCCUUUGUCCACUUCGAGACCCAAGAGGCUGCCGACAAGGCCAUCGAGAAGAUGAAUGGCAUGCUCCUCAAUGACCGCAAAGUAUUUGUGGGCAGAUUCAAGUCUCGCAAAGAGCGGGAAGCUGAGCUUGGAGCCAAAGCCAAGGAAUUCACCAAUGUUUAUAUCAAAAACUUUGGGGAAGAGGUGGAUGAUGAGAGUCUGAAAGAGCUAUUCAGUCAGUUUGGUAAGACCCUAAGUGUCAAGGUGAUGAGAGAUCCCAAUGGGAAAUCCAAAGGCUUUGGCUUUGUGAGUUACGAAAAACACGAGGAUGCCAAUAAGGCUGUGGAAGAGAUGAAUGGAAAAGAAAUAAGUGGUAAAAUCAUAUUUGUAGGCCGUGCACAAAAGAAAGUAGAACGGCAGGCAGAGUUAAAACGGAAAUUUGAACAGUUGAAACAGGAGAGAAUUAGUCGAUAUCAGGGGGUGAAUCUCUACAUUAAGAACUUGGAUGACACUAUUGAUGAUGAGAAAUUAAGGAAAGAAUUUUCUCCUUUUGGAUCAAUUACCAGUGCUAAGGUAAUGCUGGAGGAUGGAAGAAGCAAAGGGUUUGGCUUCGUCUGCUUCUCAUCUCCUGAAGAAGCAACCAAAGCAGUCACUGAGAUGAAUGGACGCAUUGUGGGCUCCAAGCCACUAUAUGUUGCCCUGGCCCAGAGGAAGGAAGAGAGAAAGGCUCACCUGACCAACCAGUAUAUGCAACGAGUGGCUGGAAUGAGAGCACUUCCUGCCAAUGCCAUCUUAAAUCAGUUCCAGCCUGCAGCGGGUGGCUACUUUGUGCCAGCAGUCCCACAGGCUCAGGGAAGGCCUCCAUAUUAUACACCUAACCAGUUAGCACAGAUGAGGCCUAAUCCACGCUGGCAGCAAGGUGGGAGACCUCAAGGCUUCCAAGGAAUGCCAAGUGCUAUACGCCAAUCUGGGCCUCGUCCAACUCUUCGCCAUCUGGCUCCAACUGGUAAUGCUCCGGCCUCUCGUGGCCUCCCUACUACCACUCAGAGAGUCGGGUCUGAGUGCCCGGACCGCUUGGCUAUGGACUUUGGUGGGGCUGGUGCCGCCCAGCAAGGGCUGACUGACAGCUGCCAGUCUGGAGGCGUUCCCACAGCUGUGCAGAACUUAGCGCCACGCGCUGCUGUUGCCGCUGCUGCUCCCCGGGCUGUUGCCCCCUACAAGUACGCCUCCAGUGUCCGCAGCCCUCAUCCUGCCAUACAGCCUCUGCAGGCACCCCAGCCUGCGGUCCAUGUGCAGGGGCAGGAGCCACUGACUGCCUCCAUGCUGGCUGCAGCACCCCCCCAGGAACAGAAGCAGAUGCUGGGAGAACGCUUGUUCCCACUCAUCCAAACAAUGCAUUCAAAUCUGGCUGGGAAGAUCACGGGAAUGCUGCUGGAGAUAGACAACUCUGAGCUGCUGCACAUGUUAGAGUCCCCCGAGUCUCUCCGCUCCAAGGUGGAUGAAGCUGUAGCAGUUCUACAGGCUCAUCAUGCCAAGAAAGAAGCUGCCCAGAAGGUGGGCGCUGUUGCUGCUGCUACCUCUUAGACAAGGAAAAACCGAUUCAAAAGCCAAAUAACCCCUUAUGGAAUUCAACUCAAGGUUUGAAGACUUCCUAGCUUGUCCUAUGGACCUCAACACCAAGGAUUACAAAUUGCAAAUUUAAUAGGUCAUUUUGUAUCAAAAGGUCAAUUAUGAAGCACCUAGAAUUUUUCAAUUAUACGAAUAUGUUCUUUGGGUUCUGCUGUGGCCCAGACAGUGUUAACUUUUUUUUUAUUGUGGGUUUUGAUUUUUUCCCCCAGAAAUUGGUUUUAUUUGAUGUACCCAAGUCUUACGUUUCCCAAUAAAGAAAAAAAAUCUCCAUAAAA